Molecule: messenger RNA, 4049 nt
Organism: Podarcis raffonei (Aeolian wall lizard)
Lineage: Eukaryota; Metazoa; Chordata; Lepidosauria; Squamata; Lacertidae
Product: zinc finger protein 883-like
Exons: 7
Coding region: 765-3143 (792 amino acids)
Biological process (GO): regulation of transcription by RNA polymerase II
Molecular function (GO): RNA polymerase II cis-regulatory region sequence-specific DNA binding; DNA-binding transcription factor activity, RNA polymerase II-specific
Source: RefSeq, a predicted model, not a curated record
GUUUCUGGGCGGGAGUUGAUUCCGGUGAGGGUUUGCCAAAAGUGCCUUCUUCUUAGCUCGUUUCACCCUUUCAUUCCGAGUUUGUUUUUCUUCAAAGUCCAAUACUCCUUUGGUAAAGGCUGUUCUCCAACUGGUGCGUUCACAGGCCAGUGUUUCCCAGUUGUCGGUGUUUAUACUACUUUUUAAAGAUUUGCCUUGAGACAGUCUUUAAACCUCUUUUGUUGACCACCAGCAUUACGCUUUCCAUUUUUAAGCUCGGAAUAGAGUAGUUGCUUUGGAAGAUGAUAAUUAGGCAUCCGCACAACAUGACCAGUCCAGCGCAGAUGAUGUUGAAGUAUCAUUGCUUUGACACUGGUGAUUGUUCCUUCUUCCAGUACACUGGCAUUAGUUCACUUGUCUUCCCAGGUGAUGUGUAAAAAUUUUCUGAGACACUGUUGAUGGAAGCUUUACAGAAGUUGGAGAUGGCAUUUAUAAGUGUUCCAUGUUUCACAAGCAGACAACAAAAAUGACAGUCCAAAUUCCUCAUUCAUCAGUUGCAGUUCUGACUUCAUUCAUUGACUGAAAACACCGAAAGGCAGGAGCAACCAGGCUGACUCAUCUCACAGAAAUCCCUUAAGGACUUUUCUAGCACCUCUAAUUUGGACAGACAAAACUUGGCAGAAGAAAAAACAGAUUCUUUCUGAUCCCUUGGAGGUUUCUUGAGAGCACAGGUGGAUGAGCAAGACUCAGCUGACCCUGGAGGAGGAAGAGGCAAUUUCAUCCUAAUGGGGAGCAGCAGGGGAUUCUGGGAAAACUCUGUGCAGAUCCUGGGUGAGGAGGACACCCUUCGCUCUGAUGUGCAGAGCCAGCAGUUCUGCUACCAAGAGGUCAAAGGUCCCCGAGAGUUUUGCAGUCGACUAUACCACUUUGACCGUCAAUGGCUAAAGCCAGAAAGGCACACGAAAGCUGAGAUGCUCGACCUGGUGAUCUUGGAGCAGUUCCUGGCUGUCCUUCCACCGGAGAUGGAGAGCUGGGUGAGGGAAUGUGGAGCAAAGACCAGUGCCCAGGCAGUGGCCCUGGCCGAAGGUUUCCUCCUGAGUCAGGCAGCGGAGAGAAAGGAGGCAGAACAGCAGGGAAAUUAUCUGUUUGCAGAAAUGGGCACGGAUUCCUCUGAAGCAGAGAGGACUCUGUUGGAUACCAGAGAGAAGCCCCUGGGUGACAGAAAGACAUCAGUGAAACCUCAUCCAUAUUUUCAUGGCAACGGAGGGGAAGCGGCAGCUGUGGAACCAGAUCAGGGUCCGGUGUGCUUUGAAGAUGUCGCUGUUUGUUUCACAGACGAGGAAUGGGCAUUGCUGGAUUCUGACCAGAGAGCUUUACAUAAGGAAGUCAUGGAGGAGAAUCGUGGGAUCAUGGACUCACUUGGUGGUGAUAAAUUAGAAACGAUCAAGGGAGACCAUGGCAGAAUCCACACAAUGAAGAAGCCACAUAAAUAUUCGGAGUGUGGGGAGAGAUUCCGUCAGAGCUCUCAUUCCACUUCCCAUCAAAUAAAUCCCACUGGGAAGAAAUCCUAUCAGUGCUUAGAAUGUGGAAAAAGCUUUGGUCGGAAACGAACUCUCACAGCCCAUCACAGAGUCCACACUGGGGAGAAACCGUAUCAGUGCUUGGAAUGUGGAAAGAGCUUCAGUCACAACAGCAAUCUCACUUCCCAUCAAAGAAUUCAUACCGGGGAGAAACCCUAUCAGUGCUUGGAAUGUGGAAAGAGCUUCACUCAGUGCGCAACUUUCACUUCCCAUCAAAGAAUUCAUACUGGAGAGAAACCGUAUCAGUGCUUGGAAUGUGGAAAGAGCUUCCGUCACAGCACCGCUCUCACUUCCCAUCAAAGAAUUCACACUGGGGAGAAACCCUAUCAGUGCUUGGAAUGUGGAAAGAGCUUAAGCAAGAGCUCUGCUCUCACUUCCCAUCAAAGAAUUCAUACAGGGGAGAAACCCUAUCAGUGCUUGGAAUGUGGAAAGAGUUUCCGUCACAGCACCGCUCUCACUACACAUCAAGUAAUUCAUACCGGGAAGAAGCCCUAUCAGUGCUUGGAAUGUGGAAAGAGCUUUGGUCAGAAGGGAAAACUCACUUUACAUCAAAGAAUUCAUACUGGGGAGAAACCCUUUGAAUGCCAAGAGUGUGGAAAGAGCUUUAGUAAGAGCAACCAUCUCACUUCCCAUCAUAGAAUUCAUACAGGGGAGAAACCUUACGAGUGCUUGGAAUGUGGAAAGAGCUUCACUCGGAAAGAAAGUCUCGCUUCCCAUCAAAGAACACACAGCGAGGAGAAACCCUAUCAGUGCUUGGAAUGUGGAAAGAGUUUCAGUCGAAAGGAAACACUCACUUUCCAUCAAAGAAUUCAUACUGGAGAGAAACCAUAUCAGUGCAUGGAAUGUGGAAAGAGUUUCAGUCACAGAGCUAAUUUCAUGGCCCAUCAAAGAACUCACAGCGGGGAGAAACCAUAUCAAUGCUUAGAAUGUGGAAAGAGCUUCCGUUACAGCAGCAACCUCACUGUCCAUCAAAGAACUCACAGCAUGGAGAAACCAUAUCAAUGCUUGCAAUGUGGGAAGAGCUUCCAUCAGAGCAGCGCCCUCACUUCCCAUCAAACAAUUCACAGUGGGGAGAAACCAUAUCAGUGUUUGGAAUGUGGAAAGAGCUUCAAUCACAGCAGCACUCUCACUUACCAUCAGACAACUCACAGAAGAGAGAAACCAUUUAAAUGCCAAGAGUGUGGAAAGAGUUUCAGUCAUAAGGAAAGUCUCACUUCCCAUCAAAUAAUUCAUACAGGGGGGAAACCCUAUCAAUGCUUUGAAUGUGGAAAGAGCUUCAGUCACAGAACAACUCUCACGGCCCAUCAAAGAAUUCAUACCGGGGAGAAACCUUUUCAGUGCCAAGAGUGUGGAAAGAGCUUCCGUCAAAGAUCAUCUCUCACUACCCAUCAAAGAACUCACAGUGGAGAGAAACCAUAUCUGUGCUUGGAAUGUGGAAAGAGCUUUAGACACAGUCGCACUCUCACUUCCCACCAAAGAAUUCACAGUGGAGAGAGACCAUAUCAGUGCUUCAAAUAUGGAAUGAGCUUCACUGGCAGUGACAACCUCACUUCCCAUCAAAUUCCCAAUGGGGAGAAACCAUAGCAGUUGCUGUUUACAAAUUUAAAUAUAUGAAACUUUAAUUAGUAGGUGGGUGAGUAUUGCUACGGUGUUCGUAUUAUCUAACAUUUCUUCAUACUACAUGCCCACAUCUGUGAGGUGCAAGUCAUUGGCCGAGGUGUUGGAAUACCUUCUUCACAUCACACCUGGGGAAGAGAGUCAUGCAUGAUUUGGCAACACUGAUGAGGUUGCCUUCAAUCAGUGCCAUCUAGUUGUGUACUGAAUUGACCCUCCCUCCUGUCAAUAUCAAUAUUGCCUUACAAAACUCAGAACCCCAGAAAUGUGGGUGGAGUUGUGUAAACGUGUGUUUACACAAUAACAGUUUGACAAACAGUUGUGAGCCCUACAUUGAAAUCCCCUAGGUUUGAUCUUACCUUAAAGCCUCCUGCAGCAGAGUUUAAUAGUUUGAUAAAAGGGAUAUAAUAGCAGGGAUAAAAGGCUGUGAAGCCUAUAUUAGGAAUCCUUUCUGGGCACUUGGGAUUUGCUACCCCGCCUCUUCCCUUUUUACUAAUAAUAAGAUCAGGCUUUCAAGUAAGCAUAAAAGUUUUACCUACAAUAAAUCUAGUGUUCUUCAAAUCAGUAUGAAUGUAAACAAAGGCACAGCACAUCUUAGAUUAAAAAUUACAGAAGUUAAGAUGAAGAUCCUUUAUGUGAGCCUGCAGAGUAGCCACACGUCCUUCCAGGUUGAGAGCAUGGUAAGCAAGAGAAAGAAAAAAUUGUAAAAGACAAAUAGACCUUUUUACUCCUGCCCUUGGAGAGAAGAGGGAUCAACACCAAUCUGAGCCUUGUAGCCUUCUCUAAGAUGUAAAGACUGCGGUUCUUAACCCCUUGCUUACUGGCAAUCUAUUCACAAUUGUAUUUGUCUGCAUUAAACUUCACACAAUAAAUACA